AAAUUUGGAAUCUGUGGGGAGUUGGUAAUGCUGUCAAGUGUUGGCUUAGCUAAUGGUUUAAAUUACUUUUACUUGUCAUUUUUUCCAUAUUUUUUAAUUUAUACUUCAAAUUGCAAUAAAUCAUCCCACUAGUAAAAUAAUUUUAUUCAAUUAUUUCACAAUAAUCAUUCGUUCUAUUUCUGAAGACUCGAAUAAUAAAUUAAUAAUUUUAUUAAUUUUAAAGUUAUUACCUAUGGUUGGAAGACGUUCAGAUUCCGAUGAUCAUAAGCUCUUUGUAGGGAACUUGGUGGACAGUGUGACAUCACAGGAUCUUGAUUUAUUAUUUUCGAAAUAUGGCAAAGUGACUAAUGUUUGGGUCGCCAGAAAUCCUCCAGGAUUCGGAUUCGUCACGUUUGACGAUCCGAGAGAUGCUAAAGACGCUCUCAUUGAACUCAAUGGAAAAGAUCUACACGGAAACUCAUUGAGGAUCGAACGUUGUAGAGGAGAUAAAUCUAAUCGUAGGAGACCUUAUAGAGAACCUUAUUCCAGAGAUAAUAAAUCUAGGCGUAGUAGGAGUAGAUCGCAUAGUCGUGGUAGACGAAUCCGUUCAAGAAGUCCCAGUUACAGGAGAGUACGUUCUCGUAGCUCUUAACACUCACAAUUCCUCACACCACUUAUUUUCCUCUCUUAUCUACACAUGUUAACAUUGUUAAUGUUUAUGUAUUACA
Theileria parva strain Muguga is the source of this 707-nucleotide messenger RNA. It is a transcript of the gene Srsf3, whose product is annotated as Serine/arginine-rich splicing factor 3. Gene Ontology annotation, molecular function: RNA binding. NCBI's taxonomy places the organism in Eukaryota, Apicomplexa, Aconoidasida, Piroplasmida, Theileriidae. The transcript is spliced from 5 exons. The record is from RefSeq and is a predicted model, not a curated record. Gene Ontology annotation, biological process: positive regulation of mRNA splicing, via spliceosome. Gene Ontology annotation, cellular component: spliceosomal complex. Bases 233 to 631 code for a protein of 132 amino acids.